This is a messenger RNA of Thamnophis sirtalis, 702 nucleotides long. NCBI's taxonomy places the organism in Eukaryota, Metazoa, Chordata, Lepidosauria, Squamata, Natricidae. The record is from RefSeq and is a predicted model, not a curated record.
GGGCUUGCUCAGUCUGGAUCCUGGGGCUGCUUUGAUGAAUUUAACCGCAUUGAUUUGCCAGUGCUGUCUGUGGCAGCCCAGCAAAUCGCGAUUGUUUUGACUUGUAAGAAAGAGCGCAAGAAGAACUUCAUUUUCACCGAUGGCGAUAAUGUAGAAAUGAAUCCUGAAUUCGGCCUUUUUUUGACAAUGAAUCCUGGGUAUGCUGGUCGUCAAGAGUUGCCCGAAAACCUGAAAAUCAACUUCCGCUCAGUGGCAAUGAUGGUUCCUGAUCGCCAGAUCAUCAUCCGUGUCAAAUUGGCUAGUUGUGGCUUCAUUGAUAACAUUGUGCUUGCAAGGAAGUUCUUCACUUUGUAUAAACUCUGUGAAGAACAAUUGUCUAAGCAGGUACAUUAUGACUUUGGUCUGAGAAAUAUAUUGUCAGUAUUACGGACCUUGGGGGCAGCCAAAAGAUCAAACCCCAGUGACACCGAAUCCACGAUCGUCAUGCGUGUCUUGAGAGAUAUGAAUCUUUCUAAAUUGAUAGAUGAAGAUGAACCCUUAUUUUUGAGUUUGAUAGAAGAUCUUUUCCCAAGUAUACAACUUGACAAGGCAGGUUAUCCAGAGCUAGAAGCUGCCAUCAGCAAACAGGCCUACAGAUCAGCAGCUGUUGUUAGUCAAGUGUUGGAUGUUCACUUCCUUCCUUCGGCGUCGCAGUGCGUGUAA